Molecule: messenger RNA, 1438 nt
Organism: Sebastes umbrosus (honeycomb rockfish)
Lineage: Eukaryota; Metazoa; Chordata; Actinopteri; Perciformes; Sebastidae
Gene: nifk
Product: nucleolar protein interacting with the FHA domain of MKI67
Exons: 6
Coding region: 187-1017 (276 amino acids)
Biological process (GO): maturation of LSU-rRNA from tricistronic rRNA transcript (SSU-rRNA, 5.8S rRNA, LSU-rRNA)
Cellular component (GO): nucleolus
Molecular function (GO): RNA binding
Source: RefSeq, a predicted model, not a curated record
GUGGCGCUGUUUCCAGCUCACCACUGUAGAGGUCACAGUCAGACCUUCCCUCCGCAUCUCUCUGGCUGGCAGCACCACAUGGUCAACCGGAUGAAGAAGCCAGCGUGGUUCGUAGAUGCAUCGUAGUUGACUGACGGCGUGUUUUCAUUCUGCACUAUAUGUCUCGUAUCAUUAAUUAAAUCCAAAAUGACUGAAAGUAAAGCAGAAACGGCUCCCAAGCCGGCCAAACAGCUGCUGGCUCUGAACCCAAAACAAGAGUCCGAGUUCAAGAAGAAGAUGCAGGAGGCGAAGAAGAACACAGCCAGCAAGGGGGGGCGUUUGGCCCCUGGAGUGGUUUAUGUCAGUCACCUUCCACAUGGGCUGUUUGAACCUCAGCUCAAAUCUUACUUCGAACAGUUUGGGAAAGUCCUGAGGCUGCGGCUGUCCAGGAGUAAAAAGACAGGUGGCAGCAAAGGCUAUGCAUUUGUAGAGUUUGAAUGUGAUGAAGUAGCCAGAAUUGUUGCAGAGACCAUGAACAAUUACCUCAUGGGUGAGAGACUCAUCAAAUGUAAUGUGAUUCCACCAGAGAGUGUGCAUCAGAAGCUGUUUGUCGGCUCCCAAAGAGGAUUUAAGAAACCCACCUUUCCUGCUGUUGCACGCUACAACAGGACGCACACAGAAGAGCAGGUCACCAAGAUGAAGGGCAAACUCCUGCGGAAAGAAGCGAAGCUCCGCAAGAGACUCGCAGCGCACGGCAUUGACUACGACUUCCCUGGAUUUGCUGCCCAGGUGCCUCAGAAGAAAAAGUCCUCCGAUUCCCUGGAUGAGUCUACAUGUAGUAAUGACACACUAAUUGGUACCCCCUCAGUCCUGGAGAGGAGGAAAUCCACGGCCGCUGACAGUGAUGGAGAUGAUGAAAUUAUCAUUAAGAUGCCACCUGUAGAGAAAGAUGAAGAGUGCUCCUCAGAGGAGGAGGAGGGAGACGGUGACAAUGAUGACUCGGAGAGUGAAGAACCCGCUGAAGAGGACGCGGAGUGAAAGUCCUCACUGUUUUUUUGUGGACUUGGUUCUGUGGCUGUCACGAGUACAUGAGCAUACAUCAGAAAUCACAGUGCGUCUUUCAGCAUGUGGAAAUCACAUUACAUUUGAGAAAGAUGCUUGUAUGAAAGUUUCCACCAUAAUUGUGGGUAUUACAUUAGUUAGUACCAAGGAUGGUGCUCAUCUGUGAGCCGGAUUUAUGGGCAACAGUUGUGACUGGACUUCUUUGACAAUGGCAAAUGUGCAGUUCAGUCUUGAAGCAGGCUGUUUUCUUUUGUCAUACAGGGCCAUAAUGUUGAUGCAAAACAGACCGUAACAUUUUUUUGUUUGUUGCUUUAUGCACACUUGUCUGAAAGUGUGGUUAAAUUUGUACAAUGUAAACUAUAAUUUUUAACAAUAAAUGAUGUGAGAAUAUACUCUU